Molecule: messenger RNA, 321 nt
Organism: Rotaria sordida
Lineage: Eukaryota; Metazoa; Rotifera; Eurotatoria; Philodinida; Philodinidae
Source: the annotation of a GenBank genome assembly
AUGAUAGUUGAAGAUGAUGAUACUCUCAUUUUUGAGAAAAGUUCACAGAAUAAUUCUGAUUGUCACUCAGUUUCAUCAAUAGUUGCUAAUAUAUUUAUUAACUCUCUAGAAAACAAUAUCGAGCUUAGUGAACAGACUCUUAAAUAUCUUGCUGAGAUACUUAGUAGUAAUAAUAAGCAAACACGCAUUUUAUCAGGAAAAUCUUUGUAUUUAGCAACAAAAAGUCAUGAUAUUAAUAAUAAUAUUUUAGUUGAAUUACGAGAACAUGUACGUGAUGACAUACAUGAUGUUUGUGUUUAUUCAACUGUUGCAUAUGCUUGA